AACAAUUUACUAUUUAAUAAUUGCUAAAACAAUUAGAAAAACAAAAAGGAAAUGAUCAAAUAAAAAAUAAAUUAUGUCUCAAUCAAAUCUUCACACGAGCUAGGUGGCCGUCCGGCUAACCAACCAAAAGCAACCACUCACAUGCACACAUUUCCAUCUCCUUUUUAAAACCCCCAUCCAUCAUCUGCACUACACAAACACAAACACAAUCACAAUCACAAUCACAAUCACAAAAAGAAGAAGCUAGAAAUGGGCCUCAAGGGAGAGGAGAGGGAUGUGGAGAGGACGUCCGCCGGCGUAGUUUUGGUGGAGCCGAAGCCGAAUAAAGGCCUGGCCUCCAAGGCGGUGGACUGGCUCGAAUGGGCUUUUGUGAAAAUUAUGCAUGAUUCUAAGGCUCCUCUUCAUUACCUUUCCGGCAACUUUGCCCCUGUCGAUGAGACUUCGCCUCUUGCCGAUCUUCCUGUUAUAGGGCACCUCCCGGAAUGCCUCAAUGGUGAAUUUGUGAGGGUUGGUCCAAAUGCAAAGUUUGCUCCUGUUGCUGGAUACCAUUGGUUUGAUGGAGAUGGAAUGAUACACGGCAUGCGCAUCAAAGAUGGAAAAGCAACCUAUGUCUCCCGCUUUGUAAAAACUUCACGGCUUAAACAAGAGGAGUACUUUGGUGGGUCAAAGUUCAUGAAGAUUGGUGACCUCAAAGGAGUAUUUGGACUUGUUACAGUUUACAUGCAAAUGCUAAGAUUUAAACUCAAUGUACUCGAUAAUUCUUAUGGAAUCGGUACAGCUAAUACAGCCCUGGUCUACCACAAUGGGAAUCUUUUGGCUCUCAGUGAGGCUGAUAAACCAUAUGCCAUCAAAGUUUUGGAAGAUGGAGAUCUACAGACCAUUGGCUUGCUCGACUAUGACAAAAGACUGUCACAUUCUUUUACUGCUCAUCCUAAAGUUGACCCUGUCACGGGGGAAAUGUUUACCUUUGGCUAUUCACAGACCCCACCAUAUGUUACAUACAGAGUCAUAUCGAAGGAAGGUGUGAUGCAGGAUCCAGUGCCAAUAACAAUAGCAGCACCAAUUAUGAUGCAUGAUUUUGCCAUUACUGAAAAUUAUGCAAUUUUUAUGGAUCUACCGUUGUACUUCAGGCCAAAGGAAAUGGUGAAGGAAAAGAAACUUGCCUACUCUUUCGAUCCUACUAAGAAAGCUCGUUUUGGAAUCCUUCCGCGGUAUGCAAAGAACGAGCUCUUAAUCAGGUGGUUUGAGCUCUCGAAUUGCUUCAUAUUUCAUAAUGCAAAUGCUUGGGAAGAAGGAGAUGAAGUUGUUUUAAUUACUUGUCGGCUUCAGAACCCAGAUCUUGACCAGGUGAAUGGCUCAGUAGAAGGAAAGCUUGAGCAUUUCACAAAUGAACUGUAUGAGAUGAGAUUCAACCUAAAAAAUGGUCUUGCUUCUCAGAAAAGAUUAUCCGUAUCUGCUGUAGAUUUUCCAAGGGUGAAUGAAAGCUACACUGGCAGGAAACAACGUUAUGUGUAUGGGACUAUACUAGAUGAAAUUGCAAAGGUCACAGGAAUUAUCAAGUUUGAUUUACAUGAAAAACCAGAGACCGAAAAAGAAAAGCUCAAAGUUGGAGGAAAUGUCAGUGGCAUCUUUGAUCUGGGGCCUGGAAGAUUCGGCUCGGAGGCUAUUUUCGUUCCACGCCAGCCUGGCACCACAUCUGAAGAAGAUGACGGCUACUUGAUAUUCUUUGUACAUGACGAAAAAACUGGAAAAUCAGCUGUAAACGUGAUUGACGCGAAAACAAUGUCACCUGAGCCUGUUGCUAUUGUUGAACUACCCAAAAGAGUUCCUUAUGGUUUCCAUGCUUUCUUUGUGACUGAGGAACAGCUUGAAGAACAAGCAAAGCUGUGAUGAUGAUGAAGAUACGAUCAUAUGCACUCCAUGAAAGAAAAUUGGAAUACAUAUUAUAUAUUAUGAUUAUAAUUUUGUGUGAAAUCUGAAGGCAAUGAAUAUGUGUAUAUUUGUAGAUUUAUUCUCUAAUAAUUUCCAAUCUCCUCUUCAAACUCAAUGAGCUAAACUCCUGCAUUUAUGGAUAUUUCUGUGCUUUCCUUCAAAAAGUAGUUUCUCUAUAUUUUUGUUUAAAAAAAAAAGGCUUCUUGUAAGAUAAGAGAAUCGAUAUGUUGUUUCAUUUGGAAAGGAAACAAAAAAAGGAUAAAUUAAUUGCUUAU
Messenger RNA from Striga asiatica, 2207 nucleotides. NCBI's taxonomy places the organism in Eukaryota, Viridiplantae, Streptophyta, Magnoliopsida, Lamiales, Orobanchaceae. The record is from the annotation of a GenBank genome assembly.